GAAGCAUGAAAUUGUGACACUCUUUGAGUGUCCAGCUGACGUACUUAAAAUACAUUAAGACCUUUGAACACUCAGCUCUUUUGUUUGUAUGCUCAUUUAAUUUUAAUCAAUGGCCGUCUAGCAGAAGAGCAUAGGAAGUCUUAUCAUCUUGUUGAACUACACAUUACCGGUCGCCUUGUUUUUGUGUCAGAUGAGUUCUCUCCGCGGAAAAACACUUUUCAUUACCGGCUCGAGCCGGGGAAUUGGUAAAGCAAUUGCGUUGAGGGCAGCCCGUGAUGGAGCAAACGUUGUGAUCGCAGCCAAAACGACCGAACCACAUCCGAAAUUACCCGGCACUAUAUACACAGCUGCCAAAGAAGUUGAGGAUGCCGGUGGAAAGGCCCUUCCCUGUGUUGUGGACAUCAGAGAGGAACAAACGGUGGCCAAAGCUGUCGAGGACACAGUCCGACUAUUCGGGGGCAUCGACAUUUUGGUCAACAAUGCCAGUGCAAUUUCUCUGACUCCUACUUCGCAUACUGACAUGAAAAGAUUUGAUUUGAUGCACGGAAUUAAUACCAGAGGAACUUACCUAGUCUCAAAACUUUGCCUUCCACACCUUCUGAAAGCAAAGAAUCCACACAUUUUGAACAUCAGUCCGCCCUUAAACAUGGCACCUCACUGGUUCAAAGGACAUCUGGCAUACACGAUGGCCAAGUAUGGAAUGUCCAUGUGCGUUCUAGGCAUGGCCGAGGAGUUUCGGUCAAAGAAAUUGGCAGCAAACGCUCUUUGGCCCAAAACUGCUGUUUGGACAGCGGCGAUGGAAUUGUUGGCCGGAGACAUGGCAGCUAAAGUUUCGAGAAAGCCGGAAAUCAUGUCCGAUGCUGCGCACAUCAUUUUGACCAAGGACAGCAGUACUUUUACAGGAAAUUUUACGGUAGACGAAGAUCUCUUGAGGUCAGAAGGUGUUACAGAUUUUGACCACUACGCGGUCGAUCCCAAGUACAAAGACAAACUGAUGCCUGAUGGCUUCCUUGACGUUCCUCCUGAAAAGUUAGCCAAAUUUUUCAGUAAAUAAGUUUAAAAUUAUUGAAUAAAAAUGUUUUUCAUUAGUA
This is a messenger RNA of Neocloeon triangulifer, 1091 nucleotides long. Its product is annotated as hydroxysteroid dehydrogenase-like protein 2. The coding region runs from base 191 to 1054 and encodes 287 amino acids. Lineage: Eukaryota; Metazoa; Arthropoda; Insecta; Ephemeroptera; Baetidae. Gene Ontology annotation, cellular component: mitochondrion. The record is from RefSeq and is a predicted model, not a curated record. The transcript is spliced from 7 exons.